Molecule: messenger RNA, 1660 nt
Organism: Micropterus dolomieu (smallmouth bass)
Lineage: Eukaryota; Metazoa; Chordata; Actinopteri; Centrarchiformes; Centrarchidae
Product: H-2 class I histocompatibility antigen, alpha chain-like
Exons: 12
Coding region: 107-1225 (372 amino acids)
Biological process (GO): immune response
Cellular component (GO): external side of plasma membrane
Source: RefSeq, a predicted model, not a curated record
AAAUAUCUGUCUGUCUGUGUGACUCUCAGAGACACAUUCCCUCUUUUACACCUACACGGCUCUCUCCAAACCUGUCGGACUCCCGGGCAUCCACCAGUUCACAGCCAUGGGUCGCCUGGACGGCAGGAUGAUCGACUACUUUGACAGUGAGCACCAGAAGAAAAUUCCCACACAGGACUGGAUGAAAGAGAAACUGGCUGCAGAUUACUGGGAGAAAGGAACACAGUCCCGCCUGAGCAAACAGCAGUGGUUCAACGUCAACAUCGACAUCCUGAAGACACGAAUGAGACAGAAUGACUCAGACGUCCAUGUUCUUCAGUGGAUGCACGGCUGUGAGGGCAAAAAGCAGCCUGACGGCAACAUUACGUUUUACCGCGGCAAGGACAUGUACAGCUACGAUGGAAACAACUUCCUGUCCUUUGACGACGUCAACCAAGUCUGGGUCGCCCCAAUUGAAGCGGCCCUCCCGACCAAGAGGAAGUGGGAUGGGGUCCAGGUCCUAAAAGAUUACACCAAAGGCUACCUGGAGAACGAGUGCAUGGAGUGGUUGAGGAAGUUCGUGGACUAUGAGCAAAUGCAGCUUCGAACCGCCUCUCCACCUGAGGUGUUCUUGUUCUCUAAGAACACCAAAGUUGAGUCAAAGAUCAUGUUGACGUGCCUGGCCACAGGUUUCUACCCAAAAGACAUCAUCCUGAACAUCAAAAGGAACGGCCGCAUUCUAGCUCAAGAGGACGGAGUGGUUACCUUUGGCGUUCGACCAAAUGAAGACGACACCUUCCAGAGAAGAGACAGUGUGGAGAUUUUAAAGAGUGACAUGUCUAAAUACACCUGUGAAGUGAAUCACGCUGCAUCUGGGUUACAUGUUGAGAAGGAAUGGGAUCCUAAACUCUCUCCUGGACCUGGAGGACUUGGACCCAUCAUUGGUGGAGUUGCAGGGCUCCUGCUCGUGUUGGGCGUAGUCGGUGUGGUGCUGGCUGUCUUGUGCAAAAAAGGCAUAAUUGGAGCUGGAGCCAAAAAAGGCCAAGGGUCAGAUGAGUCUCUCAGCAACGGAGGCUCUGGUGGCUCUGAUUCGCCACUUAUGAAAAGAGUCACUUCCUCUGCCCCUGUCAACGAUGCAGCCAACCCUGCCCAAGGGUCAGAUGUGUCUGUCAGCAGCGGGGACUCCACCAAUUCACCACUUAUGGCCGUAGUUACUGACUCAGGAGCUGGAGCCAGCCCUGCGUAAGUCAAUGGCUCGACUAACACCAGCAGAGAGUCCCAAAGUCUUCUGGAUCAAAACAGACAGAAUAAUGAAGAACAAAGCUAAAUCGCAGAUAAUGUCUUUUCCAUCAGAGUACAUGAAGACUCACUUUGCUCUCCGAAACCAAAUUUACCAAUUCAACAAAUACAUUUACUGUGGGAUACAAAUGUAAAGGGGAAUUUGAAAACCGUGAACCUUCAGUACUAAAACGGCAUCAACCCACUCUUGUGGUGUUGCUCUUUGUACCUUGGAAACAGAUGGAUGAGCACUAAGUAAAAGUUAUAGUGCUUAUCUAAAAUAGUUAAAAGUUGAGUGAGCUUGUUUUUGUCAGGGUUAAAAGAUCGUAGGUCAGGUUUGGAUUCAGGAAAGUGAUUUAGAAAAGUAUGCAAAUAUGAAUUGAGAAAAUCACACUUUUUUAAA